UGAUCAAGGGAGAUCACUCUCUGCUAAUUAAACAAAUUUGGCGACUGUUUGAAUGGGACUUAAUUUGUAUGUUGCGAAUUUUCGGUAGCUGAACGAUGUUGGAAAGAAAAUAAAAACUGCAACCUAAGGAUGAAUUUCUCAGAGUUGUUUCGUCAGUCCAACCAAAUUUGCAGGUUUUCACCGGAUGGAAAAUACCUUGCAUCUGUUGUAGAAUUCCGACUUGUAAUCAGAGAUGUUGACACAUUCCAGAUACAGAACCUGUUCAGCUGUAUGGACACUAUCCAGCAUGUUGAGUGGUCUGCGGACUCACAGUUCAUACUGUGUGGCCUCUACAAGAGGGGCCUUGUGCAGGUCUGGUCCCUGGAGCAGCCCGAAUGGAAGUGUAAAAUAGAUGAGGGGUCUGCGGGGCUCUGUGAUGUCAGAUGGAGUCCGGACAGUCGCCAUAUCCUAACGACAGCCGACUUCCACCUGCGUAUCACGGUUUGGUCCCUUGUGACCAAGUCUGUGUCGUACAUCAGGUACCCCAAGCAGUGCCAGAACAACAUUGACUUCAGCGCAGAUGGAAAGUACUUGGCUCUGGCAGAGAGAAGAGAUUGCCAGGAUUUCAUCAGCAUAUUUGCCUGCAACACGUGGGAGCUGUUGAAGCACUUUGAGAGCAGCACAGACGACAUGGCGGGUCUGAGAUGGUCCCCAGAUAGCACCGUACUGUGUGUGUGGGAUAAUGCCCUCAACUACCUGGUGUUACUGUACUCCCUGGAUGGACGCUGCCUAUCAAAGUUCAGUGCCUACGAGUACGCACUUGGUAUUAAAACACUAACGUGGUCGCCAACCAGUCAGUUCUUGGCUUUAGGUAGCUACGAUGAGAAACUGAGGCUCUUAAAUCACGUGACCUGGAAGACGAUAACGACGUUCUCCCAUCCGGAGACUGUGAACGAGACAUCGGCAGUCGUGUACAAGGAAGUAGAAACACGGACGCCACAGCCAGUGAAGAGCGAUCUCACUGAUAUUCCCACUGCUGCCUUGUUCUCUCCACAGAGCAGGUACGAGGUACAGUCUGCGCCUGUGAAAGUCCCUGUCGUCAUUCCAGACACCAACAAAGCCAACCCUAGACGGGGCGUUGGGUUGACGGCCUUUAGCAAAGAUUGCAAGUACAUGUACACCCGCAACGAUAACAUGCCGCAUACGCUGUGGAUCUGGGACAUACAGAAGCUUGCCCUGUGCGCUGUCAUCAUUCAGGCGGCACCUAUCAAGCACGUGGAAUGGGACCCCUUGAAAACGAGACUGGCCCUGUGUACGGGCGUAAACAAGCUGUACAUGUGGUCGCCGGCUGGCAGCCUGUGUGUGGAGGUCCCCGUUGAGGGAACGUUCCAGGUGCAUGCACUCAAGUGGCACCCCGAUGGGGGCUCGCUGCUCUUGCUGGGGAAAGACAUGAUGUGCAUCUGCUACCUGAACGAUGUCUCCAGUGAAGCUGAGGAUGUGUCAGCUGACUGAGCAAUUCAGUCGCGGUCUGGGAUAACUGGGCGUAAUGCAUGAGCAUUAAGUGUCGUCAAAUAUUAGCCUGUGCACUCGGCACUUUCUAAUCCGGGACGACAGUUUCCGCUUUCAUGUUAAUUUUUGUUUCAAUGAAGUCUCUUCUUAGCUAAAAUACAGUUCAGGCGGAAAGUGUUGUUCUUGAUUAGCCUGUGCAGACUGCACAGGCUAAUCUGUGACAACACUUUAUGCACAUACAUGAAGCCCAGUUUUCCCUAAACGAGGCUUAUUUGUCUGUGGACUAGUGAGUUGUCUGAAUGUGAAGCAUGAAUGUUGCAGACAUCAUUCAGCGCAAACCUUGAAAAGAUAGGAGUUUUGUUUCCAUAUACUGUAAAAUCAUUGUAUAUGUCGCCACUAAAUUACCUGAGUUUUCAAAACAAUGUCCUUUUUGUGGGCACGAUUUUGAAAAAAGUGAUUAGGAAUGAGUGAAGGUGAUUUUCUGAGGUGUUUGUAUUAAAUUAGUGGAUCGCUCAACCCACAAAAUUAAAUGAAAAUUUUUGUCCAACGAAUAGUAAUGAUUUUACAGUAUGAUUUUUUCUUUGAAUGGCGAUUCAAAGGACUUUUGGAAAGUUUGUGUCUUAACCUUUGUAACAUAUUUUGCACCAAAGAGUGCACAUUCAGGAGUUACACGCAUAUUGCCAUCUCAAUGAGUUUGUCUUAACGGAGGUUCAGAAAGUAAUGAAAAUGCUUGAUAACCACUGUAGAACUUGCAGACGUUUGUGCGCUGAUAUGCAGAUAUAGAGCUCAGUGAUAUUUCUGUGAUAUUUACAUGUAUGUACCUAGUUGUAGGCUCCGUGAUGUUGGAGGCAUUUACUGAUUUGUACUGUCUGUUUAUCCAUCCCUCUGUUAGUCUCUCCAUUAGUAACGAAUGCAGUAGAUCUUGCUGUUUCAUCUGGUGCCAACACCUACAUGUAUUGGUAAACUAUUUCAUUCUGGCACAAUUGUUGCUAUGACACCUUACAAAUUAACGGCUUGAUCUUGGCUUAAUUCGGGCUAUCAUUUUUUUUAACUAGAUUUUUCCAUAUUAUUUAGCAUCAACACUAUAUACAAUCAAUGCUUGGAUACUAACUAUGUUGUUGCUUACUUACUUUGACCUUGACCCAUCCAGCACCAAUCGGGGGGGGGGG
Messenger RNA from Dreissena polymorpha, 2657 nucleotides. Its product is annotated as WD repeat-containing protein WRAP73-like. The transcript has 5 exons. Gene Ontology annotation, cellular component: microtubule organizing center; MWP complex; mitotic spindle. Gene Ontology annotation, biological process: protein localization to mitotic spindle pole body; mitotic sister chromatid segregation; microtubule anchoring at mitotic spindle pole body. NCBI's taxonomy places the organism in Eukaryota, Metazoa, Mollusca, Bivalvia, Myida, Dreissenidae. The coding region runs from base 130 to 1491 and encodes 453 amino acids. Gene Ontology annotation, molecular function: protein binding. The record is from RefSeq and is a predicted model, not a curated record.